CGCUGGAAUGACGUAUUUAAAAGCGGGGCGGGCUUUUUUUCCUGGCGUCCCGCGCGCCCCUCCCACCCGUGAGGCAAUUGGAAGCCUGCCCGGCACACUCUGUUCCCGGCUCGGUGCGUCCCGCCCCCUGCUUGCGUCACGGCUCCGGCCCCGCCCCCGCGGAGCCGGCUCGUUCUCUGCCCUGAGCGAGCGCUUGGGAGGUCGCCAUUGGGGCUCGCGCGCGCCGGGCACCGCGGCGGAGCGAUGAAGAUCUGGAGCUCGGAGCACGUGUUCGGACACCCAUGGGAUACAGUUAUCAAAGCUGCUAUGAGAAAAUACCCCAAUCCCAUGAAUCCAUGUGUGGUAGGAGUAGAUGUGAUAGACAGAAGCCUCGAUAACCAGGGAAGGUUACAUAGUCACCGACUUCUCAGCACAGAGUGGGGACUACCAAGUAUUGUAAAAGCGAUUUUGGGAACAAGUAGGACUUUGACAUACAUUAAAGAACAUUCAGUGGUAGAUCCAGUAGAAAAGAAAAUGGAACUCUGCUCCACGAAUAUUACUCUCACAAAUUUGGUGUCCGUUGAUGAGAGGUUGGUCUACACGCCUCAUCCUGAAAACCCAGAAAAGACUGUGCUAACUCAAGAAGCAAUUAUUACUGUAAAAGGCGUUAGCCUGAGUAGUUAUUUGGAAAGUUUAAUGGCCAACACAAUAUCCUCCAAUGCUAGAAAGGGUCGAGAUGCCCUGGAAUGGGUGAUCGGCAAACUAAACACAGAGUUUGAGGAGUUAACAUCAUCGACGAGAGAGCAUGAAAUCUGGAAUGGCAGCGGCAUCAGCAGCAGAGAACUGAGGCUGCAGAACACCAAGGAACUGUGACAGAACAACUUUUAUCCCAUGAACUGUAUUUCCUUAAAUCUCUUCUCUGUCUGAUAAUGCCAGUCUUUUGUAUGUUCAUAGGAAUGUCAGAACUCGAGAAAAAUAUUUUUAGAUCUCUCUAGCCUCCAUAUCAACUUGUUUGACCAGUGAAGACUAACAUGAGCUUUUAUGCUUUCUUUUAUUUUUAUUUAAAUAACCCCACGUGCUGUAGCCAAUUGAAACAAAAUCUUUCUGGCAAUUCUUAAAGAUGCCAAAAUGCGCCUUUAUAAAAAGGCAGUAAUUAGUAGGUUUCUUCUACGUUAUACCAUCUGUUUUUUGUGCUCACUUUUUUUUUUAAAUGUGUGUACAUAUAUUUAUUAAGAAUUUCUUUAAAGAGAGCAGCUGCUGUAUUUUAUGAAGGGUGGAUGGGUAUAAAAGCACUGAAUCUAGUGUUAGUCUUUGCUGCCAAAGUGGAAUAGCAAAAAGUGACACACACUGUAAAGUUAUGGAGAUAUUUACUCAGGUUAUCUGAAAAGCUAGAUCUUGCAUGGUGGUACUGACUCUUGCAUUGUUAAAUGCAGUGUCUGAAUGUGAUACACAGGUGAUUUAUGUCUUGGAGGUUUGGAUACAAACCUCCAACAGAUGUAGUGAGUAUUUAGAUGUGAAUGUAGAUUUUUAGUUAGACUUUGUGGGGAUAGAAGAUAUAAUAAUUUAUUUUUGUAAUAUUUAUUCACUGGCUCUAGUUGUGUAGAUUUUUUUUUCUUUUUCCCCCCCCCCAUUUUCUGGAAGAGCAACUGAUACCUCCAUGGAAACCAUUGGAAAACUAUUGACUUCUAAAUGCAACUUUUUACAAGGUGAUUUGAAUGAGGAGUAUCUUUGUUGAUUCAGAUUGUAACACUUAACUACUGUGAAAAUGAUUCUUAUGCCACAAAGAAAGAUAUCAUGAAGACUCGGCAGCAAACUCAGAUCCAUUCUGAAGCAUAACAGAUGUGGUAUUAAAGUUUAGGAGUACAGAGAGAGAGAGAGAGAAGCAGACUUGGCUUUCUCUAGAUUUUUUUUUCCCCUCCAGAGCUUUCCAUGAACUUUCAGUGUUUCUUUGUAUUUGUCUUUAACUUACAUUUUUUAACAAUAUUUUUGUCAUUGGCAUGAAUAAUCCUUUUUAGGCUCAUUUAAAUGUUUCUGGUCAUAGUCCUUUAUUGUCUGUCUGGGAAAACAAGAUUGCAAAAUCCAGUAACACCUAUAGAGUAGAAUAUUUGCAGGAAAAACAUAAAUUGGAUUGCUUUCCAAAAAGUGUUAAAUCCAAAACUGUUACAGGUACUGAUCUUUCUUUGACAUGGAUACAGAAAUGAGUGUUUGAAAACACCACAAGUUUCUGAUGCAGCCUUAAAAGGUAAAUUAUUGAUUUGUUGAAUUUAAAUUAAAUCUUUUUUGUGUGCAGAGACUGAAGAAACAGUCUGUUGCAAAGACUUGAUUCCUUGUGCAAACAGAACAAAUGGUUUAGAAAACUACUUUUGAGUGAAAAUUUUAAAUAUUUUUUAAUGAUAAAAAUAAAUGAUUGUUCCAUAA
Messenger RNA from Mauremys mutica (yellowpond turtle), 2397 nucleotides. RefSeq names its product PRELI domain containing 3A (gene PRELID3A). Gene Ontology annotation, biological process: phospholipid transport. The record is from RefSeq and is a predicted model, not a curated record. Gene Ontology annotation, molecular function: phosphatidic acid transfer activity. Lineage: Eukaryota; Metazoa; Chordata; Testudines; Geoemydidae. Gene Ontology annotation, cellular component: mitochondrial intermembrane space.